Molecule: messenger RNA, 1203 nt
Organism: Trichoderma harzianum CBS 226.95
Lineage: Eukaryota; Fungi; Ascomycota; Sordariomycetes; Hypocreales; Hypocreaceae
Exons: 4
Coding region: 1-1203 (400 amino acids)
Cellular component (GO): endomembrane system
Molecular function (GO): acyltransferase activity
Source: RefSeq, a predicted model, not a curated record
AUGGGACUCACUCAGACGCCUGGAAAAGGCGCUGCGAGCCACGAUGUUCAUCCAUCGGGCAAGCGGGCUCAUGGCCGAGGAGUGCAGAUACUACGAGGUCUGGCUCUCGCUGUGUACUUUUUAAUCUGCUGUGUGACUAUUGUCGCUUCGCAAGUUCUUGGGUGUUGGCUGUAUUUCGUGAACCGCGAGAUAUACUAUGAUUACAUGGCUUUGACCAAACGAUGGUUUGCCAUAGUCGUAACUUGGAUGACGCAGAUUUGGGGCCCGGUAACGAUCCGAAUCAGCGGCGAUGAGUCAGUCGCGGGAGAGAUCCGUCCCACGGAAGGUGGCGGAGUGCAGUUCAACUUUCCCGAGCGGUUGGUGAUGAUAGCGAACCAUCAGAUUUAUACCGACUGGUUGUACCUCUGGUGGGUUGGCUACGUCAACCGAGCUUCGGCGCACGGCCACAUCUACAUCAUUCUGAAGCAGUCACUGCAGUAUAUUCCCAUCAUCGGCUGGGGCAUGACGUUUUACAGCUUCAUCUUCAUGUCUCGAAAAAUGGCAACAGAUCAGCCCCGACUUGCCUACCGACUGAAGAAGCUCAAGCAGACCAGGACCGAUCCCAGUGGGAAGGAGUAUCGCAUACCCAUGUGGCUGCUAUUGUUCCCUGAAGGCACCAACAUUUCUGGAAACGGUCGACGAAAGUCUGCUAGUUGGGCAGAAAAGAAAGGGUGGAAAGAUCCUGAGCACGUGCUGCUCCCUCGUAGCACUGGCAGCUUCUUUUGUCUCAACGAACUCAGAGGAACGGUAGAAUAUGUCUACGACUGCACAGUGGCGUAUGAAGGUGUUGGGCGAGGCAAAUACGGCGAGAACAUCUUUACACUCUCCAGUACCUACCUCCAGGGCCGACCACCCAAGUCCGUCAACUUCUACUGGCGAAAAUUCAAGCUUUCAGAUAUUCCACUCGAUGACGCAGACGAAUUCGAUGCCUGGCUGCGUGCAGAGUGGUACAAGAAGGACGCAUUGAUGGAACAGUACCUGACCACAGGACGAUUCCCUACCAUGGCCGGAUCCAAGGUCGACUUUAUCGAGACCAAGGUCCAAACGAAGACUCCAUUGGAGAUUCUGCAGGUUUUCUCUGUUGUUGGCAUUGCUGGUCUCGUCUGGCACAAUUUGCAGCGAUUUGGAGGUGCGGUCGGCAGAAGGUUCGGCAUCUUUGUGUAG